Molecule: messenger RNA, 1532 nt
Organism: Sorex araneus (European shrew)
Lineage: Eukaryota; Metazoa; Chordata; Mammalia; Eulipotyphla; Soricidae
Product: fetuin-B-like
Exons: 7
Coding region: 33-1172 (379 amino acids)
Biological process (GO): negative regulation of endopeptidase activity; binding of sperm to zona pellucida
Cellular component (GO): extracellular region
Molecular function (GO): cysteine-type endopeptidase inhibitor activity; metalloendopeptidase inhibitor activity
Source: RefSeq, a predicted model, not a curated record
CACACAGGGACCCAGCCCGUACUCCCUACAGGAUGGGUCUACUGCUCCCCUUGGCGCUCUGCGCCCUGGCCACAAGCUACAGCGCUGCCUUCCCAGCUCAGCAGACCACCAAAAACCUCUUCCCUUACCUCUCUCGUGGCUGCAAUGACUCGGAUGUGCUGUCCUUUGCUGGCUUUGCCCUGGAGGACAUCAACAAGGACCGAAAGGAUGGCUACAUCCUCAGCCUCAACCGAGUGAGCGAUGUCCGUGAACAGAGACAGGAUGACGAACCCGGGGGCUCUCUGUUCUAUCUCACCCUGGACGUGCUAGAGACCAGCAGUCAUGUGCUCAGCCGGAAGUCCUGGAAGGACUGUGAGGGCAGGACCCUUCAUGAGACAGUUUAUGGCCAAUGCAAAGCAUUAGUUUAUGUUAACAGACCAAGAAGAGUUCUCUAUACAGUGGCUUAUAACUGUACUCUUCGACCAGUUUCUCGAAGAUCAAUUCUAAUGACUUGUCCUGACUGUCCCGGGCCCAGCGACAUUAGUGGUUCAGAUCCCACGGUUUUGGAAGCUGUAACUGAGUCUCUUAAGAAAUACAACAGAGAGAGCAGCUCAAAGCAGUACUCACUUGUUCAAGUCACGAGGGCUUCCAGUCAGUUUGUGGCUGGUCCUUUUUACUUUGUGGAAUAUUUGAUCAAAGAGUCACCACAACCGUGUACCAAGUCCAUGGAUAGCACCUGCGCACUUCAGUCUCCAGACCCGGUGCCUGUUGGUCUUUGCCAUGGUUCUCUGCUAGACAACCAAAUAGAAAAGACUGUUGAAGUGAACUGUGACUUCUUUGAACCACAGGACGCUGCUGCUGAAGGGGAAAAGGCCGCAAAGCUCCCCAAGGUUCAAGAUCCCGAGAAGAAAGAUGCUGAGGCCAAAAGAGGACCGAGAGGAACUGUCCAGAAACUGCCUGACUUGGGUGUUGAGAGGCCUGAACAGUCACAGGACUCGAGCGCAGUGGAGGAGUUCCCUGUGCAUCUGGAUCUGACCAUGGAUCCCGAGGGACAGGCCCUGGAUGUCUCCUUCCUCUUCACUGGGCCUUUGGAGGAGAAGCUGCUUGUCCUACCUUUUCCCUCAAGGGACCAGCGCUCUUUUGAGUGUCCAGGACCAGCCCGGAAUGCGAACCGCCUUGUUCUUCCCCCAUGAGAGCCGCACAGGAGCAGAAUCCCACAGCUGAUGGUGGGGAGGGUGAUAGAGAUAAAGGAGAUGUACAAAGUGUUAAAUUAAAAAGUUACUAUAUUUGGUGUUGGCAUAUUGGCUGGAAGUAAGAUAGUGACACUACAUUGUCCACUUGUAUCCUGGGUUGAUUCUAAGACCUCCAAGACCUCAGCCAGACAUCAGACUCUUGGUGGGCUGGGUGGAAACUGAGGACAUUGGUAUUCAUGGGAAAUGUACACCUGUGAAAGAAUGGGUGUUGAGUAUUAUAUGACUGAAACCCAAUCAUAAACAACUCUGCAACUGUGUAUCACACUGUAAUGCAAUUAAUAAAUAAAAUGUUAAAGGCUA